Molecule: messenger RNA, 3005 nt
Organism: Chroicocephalus ridibundus (black-headed gull)
Lineage: Eukaryota; Metazoa; Chordata; Aves; Charadriiformes; Laridae
Gene: CKAP2L
Product: cytoskeleton associated protein 2 like
Exons: 9
Coding region: 167-2257 (696 amino acids)
Cellular component (GO): mitotic spindle; centrosome; cytosol
Source: RefSeq, a predicted model, not a curated record
GACUCCUCGCGCCCGCCGGCCCCGCCCGAAGCCCGCUCUCUCUCGCUCUCCAUUGGUCGGUUUGAAGGAGGGUGGCGGCCAAUGAGCGCGGCGCGGCGGUUGGCGGCGGCAGCGGGUGGGUCGGUCGGUCGGUGGCCCCGCGGCCCCGCUGAGGCGAGCGGCCGGCAUGGAGCGGGCAGGGCCGGUCGCGCAGGAAGAGCAGAGAAGACGGCUCCAGGAGUACCGAGCAGCCAAAGAAAAGCUGAAAUGCCCAAGUGCAAAACCCUUUUUAAAGGACAGGACAAAUCGCGUGAAUCCACCCUUAGACCCAGUCUCUAAACUAGUCCGUGUUGAUAAGAACAAGGAUGUGCUCAGAAACGUGGCGAAGGGCCCUCAGAGGGAUGGCAAGCUUGGUACCAAAUCCACAGAGCACGUGGGCCAUACUGCUCCACAGAAGUCUUCAAAUACAUCAUCCCAGAGAGCAGCGGUGGCGCGUCCAGAGCCGCCGAGAAAGAGCGCAAGGCCUCCCAUGGGGCUCAUGCCAAGUAUAAGCCACCAUACGCAGCCCAGAGGGAGGCUCCCGGCUUCAAACCCCGGUCACCUAAAUCCAGAAAGGAGCAAGAAGCCUGCACGGGAGACUGCAGCACCUCAGGCUGGAAGUGAGCACCCCCCUCCUGAGGCACCUUGCUCCCUGAGUGAGGGGCUGCGGGACAGGCUGGUCUGCAACAAGGAAAACGUCCGAGCACAAGCCUCUGCGCGCCCUGUGCAGAACAGAGUUUUUCAGUCUGAUGGAAACAAUCUUGGGAGCAAGAGAGACUUGGCUCGCAGACAAAGCUCAGCCACAAUGUCAAGAACAAUCAUGGACCCAAAGGACAGAAUUAACAGCCGCCAGGCUAAGGAAGAGCCGAUUCAGGAUAAAUUCAGGAAAACCCUGCCAGGCUCAAAAAGCACAUCUCAAAAACCAAGUGUCAAAACUCAGCCGUUGCAGCCCCCUCGGUUACUUAGUGCUUCUACUAAUUUGCUACAUAAAAAAACAGAGGCAAACCAGGAAAAAACUAAUACGGCAAGGGAACCUGUAGGAAAGCCACUGGGCAUAGUUCCAGCGGGAGGUCUGAAGCACCACAGUAGAGCCCCCCAACUGAGAAGAUCUCCCACAAAGCUUCUGGCCUCCAGCAGGCCCCGUGGCACCACAAACAUGAAAUCCAGCCUGAAACCAGGGAGCACUGUGCCAUGGCAAAGGCCCACGGCUAAAGAGGAGGCAGGUAGGAAGGAAGUGAAGGUGGUGCCUCCCAGACACACAGCGGCAUCCCGAGCGGCAGUCCCCCAAAACCAGCCUCGCAGCAUACACGGCUCCAAAACUCAAGCAACUGCGAGUGAUUUUAGCGGCAGAGAUAGGCUUAAACCAAAGCUGCCCAUGGGAAGUGGAAUCCAGGCUAGGCGUGUUCCCAAGACCCCAUCGGCUGCGGACCGUAAGAAACAGCUGGAGGAGUGGUUGGCAUCCAAAGGCAAGAUAUACAAGCGGCCACCUAUGAUGCUGCUUCAGAAAAAGGCAGUGAAGCUGUCCUGGAGAAAUGUCAAGGAGAAAGAAAAGCAAGAGAAACCGGAGCAGCUCUGCCUGGAGAAGAUCGAUGACAUAUUGACUGAGUGCCUGAAGCUCGUUGAGGAGGGUGUCCAGGCAGAGGACAUCUCUGCAGUGCUGUCCCAAGUGCCCCAAGCAGAGAAAUUUGCCAAGUUCUGGAUCUGCAAAGCGAAACUUCUCGCCCGGAUCGGCCCUUUUGAUGUGACGGGGUUGUACAAAGCAGCAGUCUGCGCUGGUGCUGCGCCGCUUCAGGAGCUCAGAGAAGUUGUCCUCGAUAUUUUGAAGGCUGCAGGCCAAACAUCGGAAGGGGAAAAGGCUGAGCAGCCCGUUCCUUGCGAGCCUACAACACCUUGCCCAAACGAGAGGCAGCACGUGGCAGUGACUCCCUGCCCGACGGGGAGAUCCCUGACCAGCCUGCCCGUCUCGGUCAAGUUACAAGUCACGUCUGCAUCCAGAGGAAAGGAGUUGCUGGGAGGCCGGGAGCUGAAAUUCCUGACACCGGUGCGGCGCUCGCUGCGGAUAGAGGGGGCUGGGAGCCACUACCCAGAGAUGCUGAAGGACCAUGACCCCGUGGUGUCAUCCCUUAGUGAAAUCCUGGAUGCUGAGGAGGAGACUCAGUUCUUCUUCCGUAAAAACAAGGCUUUGCCAGAGGUGGCGGAGCUGGAAGGUUUGAGUUUGUAUCCCCCAGAGUGCUGCUGAGGGAUUCCCAGCAAGGUGCAGGCUGCUUGCUCCCCCAUGCUGCCUUGCACACACUCCACUGACUCUUGUUGCCUCUCAGAUGUGAAUAUGUAGAGGAGGCACGUAAUAACCCUCUUUUAAAUAUACAAGCACUGUUUAUAAAUAUAUACAAACUUGCAGUAGAGAUGGAGUGUGGCCUAGUGAGUAGUGUGCAAGGUCUGGGCUUGGAGACAUGGGCUGUCCCCCUUGGGAUCGCCCUUGGCUCCUCUGCUGCGUUGUGCCCCGAUUUUCCUGCUGUCGGAUGAUGUCAGACAGACUCUGCAGCGCGCCAGGCACCUUCCGGUGUUUUGGAAGCAAUAUCCUGAGGGAUUUCCUCAGGGCAGCGUUGUGCCCUACCUGGACAGCAUCUGGAGGGUUCCCGCUGGGAGCCACGCACGGACCCGAUGUCUCAAGUCCCGUGCAGCAGCGCCAGCUGUGCCCGGCCGGUGAGGGGCUGGAGGGACUGGGGUACCUCCGGUACCCUGCUUCCGCACGGGCCCCAGCGAGGCUGAAGGCGGCACAGGCAAGGGGUGCAGAGGUCCUCGGGAUGCAGCCGUCCGGCUCUGGGAAGACCCCUGGGCACGGCUGGGGGUCCAGGAUGGGCCAGCCCACCCUUGUGAGCGCGCUCAGGGCCCCUACAGCAGCCCCCCUCCCUCAAGGGCUGUUCUCACUCCCAGAGCAAAUAGCAGCACUGGCUGCUGGUGACGGGCCGGUUGCUGGGGGCUGGCAC